Ipomoea nil (Japanese morning glory) is the source of this 2546-nucleotide messenger RNA. Its product is annotated as BAG-associated GRAM protein 1-like. The transcript is spliced from 22 exons. NCBI's taxonomy places the organism in Eukaryota, Viridiplantae, Streptophyta, Magnoliopsida, Solanales, Convolvulaceae. The record is from RefSeq and is a predicted model, not a curated record. The coding region runs from base 48 to 2318 and encodes 756 amino acids.
AUACGCUAUAUAUAUACACGUAUGCGGAUUAUAUUGGAUUGGAGAAGAUGAUUCCCGAGACGGCGUUGCUGGAAUGCCUGGUUCCGUCGUGGUGGGAGGUGCAGGUCACCGUCGCCGCCGCGGCCUUCGUCAUCUUCGCCUACUGGUUCUUCUUCUAUGAUGGAGACGCCACUCGCGUCGCUUCGGCCUACUGUUCCGGUGUCGCUACCGGAGUUCUUAAUGAAGAUGACAAGAUCAGCCAGUUAAAAGGUGAUUAUCAAACAAAUUCUCCAUACAUAAUCAAGGUGGAACUGCUAGCUGCUAAGAAUCUCAUUGCUGCUAAUCUGAAUGGCACAUCAGAUCCAUAUGCAAUUGUCACCUGUGGGACACAAAAGCGGUUCAGUUCAAUGGUUCCUGGUUCAAGAAAUCCAAUGUGGGGAGAGGAGUUCAACUUUUCUGUUGAUGAACUUCCUGUUGAGAUUAAUGUUACAAUAUAUGAUUGGGAUAUUAUUUGGAAGAGUGCAGUUCUUGGUUCAGUGACUGUUCCAGUUGAAAAUGAAGGUCAGACUGGAGCUUUAUGGUAUUCGUUGGAUAGCCCAUCAGGACAGGUUUGUCUUCAUAUUAAAACUUUAAGGUCGAAUACGAAUUCUCCCAGGCGUUUGAAUGGCAUUGCCGGUGCUAGUGCUCGAAGGAGGGUUACUUUGGAAAAACAAGGACCUACAGUAGUGCACCAGAAGCCUGGACCGCUGCAAACAAUAUUUGAACUCCCUGCUGAUGAAGUUGCUGACCAUAGUUUUUCAUGUGCACUCGAGAGGUCAUUUUUGUAUCAUGGGCGGAUGUAUGUCUCAACAUGGCAUAUCUGCUUCCAUUCUAAUGUGUUCUCAAAGCACAUGAAGGUAAUCGUUCCUUUUGGAGAUAUUGAUGAGAUUAGGAGGAGCCAACAUGCAUUCAUCAACCCUUCCAUCACAAUAAUUCUUCGUGUGGGUGCAGGGGGCCAUGGUGUGCCACCUUUAGGGAAUCCUGAUGGCAGAGUCAGGUAUAAAUUUGCUUCCUUUUGGAACAGAAACCAUGCAUUCAGAGGUUUGCUACGUGCAGCAAAGAACUUUCAUGCAAUGUUAGAAGCUGAGAAGAAGGAGAGGGAACAGUCAAUGCUACGUGCACAUAGCAGCUCUUUUAAAGCUAGUAAUAUUAGUCCACAGGAAAGUGUGCCCAAGGUGGAGAAGUUCCUUCCAUUCAUCAAAGAGGAAGUUCUUUCUGGCAUAUAUAAUGAUGUUUUCCCAUGCACUGCUGAGCAAUUCUCUGAAUUACUGCUAGUCAGUGGUUCAAAUUUCAUGCGCGAGUACCGUGCAUUACGAAAGGACACCAACCUUGCAAUGGGUGAGUGGCACCCUGCAGAAGAGUAUGAUGGUCAAGUCAGGGAAAAUACAUUCAGAUCUCUUUGCAAUAGCCCAAUGUGCCCACCAGAUACAGCAAUGACGGAAUAUCAACAUGUUGUUCUGUCACCAGAUAAAAAUUUACUGGUGUUUGAGAGUGUACAACAGGCACAUGAUGUACCAUUUGGAUCAUGUUUCGAGGUUCAUUGUAGAUGGUCUUUGGAAACUAAUUCUGAAUCCUCCUGCUAUAUGGAUAUAAAAGUUGGUGCACAUUUUAAGAAAUGGUGUAUAAUGCAGUCCAAAAUCAAAGCCGGUGCUGUAAAUGAGUAUAAGAAAGAGAUGGAGCAAAUGCUAGACGUGGCUCGUUCAUACAUUAAGUCUAAACUUCCUGCUAGUGAGAGUAGUAGAAAGUUUGCUUCCUCGCCAUCGCUUACCAGUGACAUCAGACAGGAAGAUCGGAAGAAGCGAAGAGAGAGAGGGACGAGUAUGGGUGGGUCGUCGUUGAUCUUCGGCGCUGUUCUUGUGUACUGUUUGGCGGUAGCAGUGGUGGCGGAGGAGCAGCUGAGCACGAAAGAGUGUGAGAAUCUCGGCUUCACGGGUCUUGCUCUCUGCUCCGACUGCAGAACGCUUUCCGAGUAUGUCAAAGACCAAGAGGUGGUGUCUGACUGUUUGAAGUGUUGCACUGAAGACUCAGAUGAUGCCACAAGCAAGGUUGUUUAUGCGGGAGCGGUUAUAGAAGUCUGCAUGAGGAAGUUGGUAUUCUAUCCUGAAAUCGUUGGCUUUAUUGAAGAAGAGAAGGAUAAGUUUCCUUCUGUAAAAGUUCAAUAUGCAUAUAAUUCUCCACCAAAGUUGAUUAUGCUGGAUGAUAAUGGAGGGCACAAGGAAACCGUCAGAAUUGACAACUGGAAACGUGAGCACAUACUGCAGUUCUUAACCGAGAAGGUUAAACCAUCUUCUGAUAUUUAAUGAAAUUAUUGAAAUCUUCUAUACAAUAUUCCAUAUUAGCACAUCAGUUUGAACACUAAUAUGCAUAAACAAUCCACUAGCAUUGCAAACACUGAAACAAUCAUUUUUGUAUUUAGGCUGUGCAUUUAGUUUUGCAGCACAAGUAAACUGCCUAUUGUCCUUGCCUUAACCGAGCAUGUAAAGACAAUGUUAAUUUUAAGGAUGGUUGCAUCUCCCAGUUAUUUUCCA